AUGGUGAACGUCCUGGGUGGCAUUGCAAUGCACUACUAUGCGAGCAUGUGCGCCGAGGAGGGGAUGGCCGCGCGCGCACGUGCAAAGAGGGAGGGUCGGCGGGUCGGCUCGGUGGGCUGGGACCCAAAGGAGCGCAACUUCAUCAUUUGUUGGGUGAUGCUGCCUUUGAUACUGUCGGGCUGCGCCUUCGUCUAUAGAGAGAACACCAAGGUUGGCGCAACAGGAUUCCCCAUCAGGGUGACGGCGGACGACGUCGCCGCUGGCAUCCGGCUGGAGGGGCGCACCGCGUUCGUCUCGGACGCCACUGCAGGUGCUGGAUGGGAGACGGCACGAGUCCUCGCCGCGGGUGGCGCGCACGUCCUCGUGGGCGGGAGUACCGCGCACGAAGCUCGUGGCACAGUCGAGACUCUCCGGCGCGAGACCACGGAGGGGAAGUUCUCCCCUCUGCCUUGCGGCACGAGCAACCUCGAUGCCGUGCGAGCGUGUGCUGAGGCUGCCCGGGCUGCCCUGCAAGAGUCGGGAGCCGCCUUGGACGUGCUCAUCCUCAACGCACGCAGCCGCUCCAUCGGUGCGGCGGUCGAUCUCUCCGCCUUCCCGCUCACCCUCGGCAUAAACCACCUCGCUCAUUUUGAGCUCAGCAAGCUGCUGCUCCCACUCUUGCUUCAAGCAGCCGCGCCGCGGGUCGUUGUCAUUCCGUCGGUGAUAGCCAAGCCCGAUCCGACGUCGCAGAUGGGCUCGUACGUGCGUGUUGGCGGCACACGCUGGUUGACGCCGCUCACGGAGCUCGGCCGGCUCAUGCCGUUCAACGUACCCGAAGGAGGGGCGCCGGACGAGGAGAGCCUAGCUGAGCUUCUCCGCUCCGCGGCCGAUGAGGCGGCAGCCGGGGCCGCCUUGAUGGGCCACGUGGGCGACACCAUUCUAGCGAGCGCGCUGCAUGCAAGGGAGCUGCAAAAUCGCUAUGGCGCGCAAGGUCUCGCUGCCUUUGCCGUCGACGCGGUCAACUUUUGCUCCAAGAUCACCGCAGGGCGCAAGAUGCAGUGCGCGUCACGAGGCGCCGCCACCCAAGUAUACUGCGCCCUCCUAGCCCCGGCGGAUCAGUCGGGUUCGAUGUUCCGCAACAUGGAGCCGGCAAGCCUGGGCGACCCUCGCUUGCAAGCCAUUCUCGACGACCCUCGCGCGCCCGGCUUUUUCUGGGAGCACUCCACGCAGCUGGCGCAAGGCGCGUGA
This is a messenger RNA of Emiliania huxleyi CCMP1516, 1227 nucleotides long. RefSeq lists its product as hypothetical. The record is from RefSeq and is a predicted model, not a curated record. Bases 1 to 1227 code for a protein of 408 amino acids. Lineage: Eukaryota; Haptophyta; Isochrysidales; Noelaerhabdaceae. The transcript has a single exon.